AUGGUCGCCCUGUCGAUGGCAGAUGGCUACGCCCGUCUGACGGGCAAGCCUCAAUGCGUCAUUGUCCAUGUCGACGUUGGCACUCAAAGUCUGGGCGCCGGCGUCCAUAACGCCAGCGCCGGUCGCAGCCCGGUCCUCAUAUUUGCGGGUCUAAGCCCCUACACGGUGGAAGGUGAGCUGUGUGGUUCGCGGACAGAAUACAUCCACUGGAUUCAGGAUGUGCCAGACCAGAAGCAGAUAGUGGCGCAGUAUUGUCGGUAUUCAGGAGAGAUCAAAACAGGGAGGAAUGUGAAACAGAUGGUCCACCGUGCACUGCAGUUUGCAACAAAUGAUCCUCCAGGGCCGGUCUAUCUUGUCGGCGCGCGAGAGACCAUGGCUGAGGAAAUUGAGCCUUACUGGCUGGAUCAAAGCGUCUGGAAGACGGUGGGGCCUGCAGCGUUGCCGCCUCAGGGCGUGGAAAGCAUCGCCAAGCAACUCAUAGAUGCGGAGCGGCCACUACUGAUAACCGGAUAUUCGGGUCGCAAUCACGCCGCCGUACCGGAGCUCAUUGCUCUAGCCGAUACGAUGAAAGGUCUUCGCGUCCUAGUCACUGAUGGAAGUGACCUGUGUUUCCCCUUCUCGCAUCGCGCGUCCCUUGGCAUGAAAUAUGGCGUUGAUGACGACAUCCCGCAAGCAGACUUCAUCUUGGUUGUGGAUUGCGAUGUGCCUUGGAUUCCGACCCAAUGCAGACCCAAUGACAAGUGCAAGAUCGUGCACGUCGACAUUGACCCUCUCAAGAACAUGAUGCCGGUAUUUUAUCUUCCCGCCGUUGAACGUUAUAAGGCCGACGCCACGACUGCAUUCAAACAACUUCAUACGUGUCUGUCCCGGCAGUAUGGAAAUGUUCUUGACUCUGAGAAAUUUGAUAUUCGCUGGAUGAAACUAGGAGAGAGUCAUGCGAAGCGGCUUGAAGUAAUCCAAAGUCUUGCUGCACCUCCAGAAGGCGGAGCCUUAUCGAGUUCCUAUGUUUGUGCCGAGGCGAGGAAGUUAUGUCCCGAUGACACAAUUUGGACCGUCGAGGCUGUCACCGAAACAAUCUUCGUGGCCGACCAGAUACAAGCUGAGGCUCCAGGAAGCUGGAUCAACCAGGGUGGAGGAGGCCUGGGGUGGUCUGGCGGAGCGUCGUUGGGUAUCAAGCUCGCCUCAGACGCCGGAGCUGGCGGCCCUGGCAAGGGGAAAUUUGUUUGCCAGAUCGUGGGCGAUGGCUCAUACUUGUUCAGCUUUCCCGGAUCCGUGUACUGGAUUGCUCAGCGGUACAACAUCCCUACCUUGACCGUCGUUCUCAACAACAAGGGCUGGAAUGCACCCCGCCGCUCGCUUCUCCUAGUCCACGCUGAUGGUGAAGGCAGCCGAUCCACAAAUGAAGAGCUCAACCUCAGUUUCGAGCCCUCCCCCGACUACGCUGGUAUUGCCAAGGCUGCGAGCGGGGGCAAGAUGUGGGCCGGACGCGCCACUUCUGUGGACGAGUUCUCGGAGCUGCUGCCUGAAGCAAUCAAGAGCGUGAAAGAGGGGACUGGCGCUGUUUUAGAGGUGAGGCUGAAAGAUAAGGAUACCGUGCCGAAGCAGAAGAGUUGA
Molecule: messenger RNA, 1614 nt
Organism: Rhinocladiella mackenziei CBS 650.93
Lineage: Eukaryota; Fungi; Ascomycota; Eurotiomycetes; Chaetothyriales; Herpotrichiellaceae
Exons: 2
Coding region: 1-1614 (537 amino acids)
Biological process (GO): L-valine biosynthetic process
Cellular component (GO): acetolactate synthase complex; mitochondrion
Molecular function (GO): magnesium ion binding; flavin adenine dinucleotide binding; acetolactate synthase activity
Source: RefSeq, a predicted model, not a curated record